AUGUCACCACCAAAGAGAAGUAAGAACCAAAACCAGAAAAGAGAGGUAGUUCCCGAAGUUUUCCAAGAUUCGCAAGCUAGAAAUCAACUGGCGAAUGCUCCACAGUUAACUGAAAAAUCGAGAGUGAGGAAGGCAAGCAGAACGGCAGUUAGCAAAGAGCAAGCUAAAGUAAGACUGUAUGGUAAGAAGAAGGACCGCAAAUACGAUGAGAAAGAACUGGACAUACCCUCACUAAAUAGGGCCAUCAUCCCUGGUGUGAAAAUCAAAAAAGGUAAGAAAGGUAAGAAAUUGAUGGAUGAUCACGACAGCUUGAAACUGAAUAGACUAAUUAAGACAAUUGGAGAUAAAUACGAUGACCUCGAUGAAAGUAAACUAGAGAAAAGCAGAAGGCUCGAAGAGAUCAGAGAUUUGAAAAGGCAGGAAAUCGAGAAGAAAGAAGCUGAAAAGAAGGAAGUUUUAGAAGACAAAAAGGAUGAGAUAAAGCGUAAAGCGUCAGUUGCUAGGUCUAUGCGCAGAAAGCAGAAGCGUGACUCCUCGAGAACCUUUGAAAAUAAACCGGUGGAGAAAUCGAAAACUAAAAAGAGCGUUUCAUUUGCGUAA
Messenger RNA from Torulaspora delbrueckii, 600 nucleotides. RefSeq names its product Loc1p. Gene Ontology annotation, biological process: intracellular mRNA localization; ribosomal large subunit biogenesis. The transcript has a single exon. Lineage: Eukaryota; Fungi; Ascomycota; Saccharomycetes; Saccharomycetales; Saccharomycetaceae. Gene Ontology annotation, molecular function: mRNA binding. The coding region runs from base 1 to 600 and encodes 199 amino acids. The record is from RefSeq and is a predicted model, not a curated record. Gene Ontology annotation, cellular component: preribosome, large subunit precursor; nucleolus.